Molecule: messenger RNA, 2636 nt
Organism: Clarias gariepinus (North African catfish)
Lineage: Eukaryota; Metazoa; Chordata; Actinopteri; Siluriformes; Clariidae
Gene: cgrrf1
Product: cell growth regulator with ring finger domain 1
Exons: 6
Coding region: 169-1164 (331 amino acids)
Biological process (GO): negative regulation of cell growth
Source: RefSeq, a predicted model, not a curated record
UGUGUGUGUGUGUGUGGAGUUCCCGGUGUUGUGACAGCGCGGUGUGUGUGUGUGUGUGUGUGUAGUUCCGUCAUUAGAGCAGUGAGUGUGUGUGUGUGUGUGUGUGUGUGUGUAGUUCCGUCAUUAGAGCAGUGUGUGUGUGUGUGUGUGUGUGUAACCCAGUCCGGGAUGGUGGCGGAGGUGAUAUUGAGACUGUACCAGUUCACUCCUCUCUUCUACAUCUGUGUUAUAGCGCUGUGUUUCACCCUCACUGUCACUGCAGUACUGGGCUGGUUUGGGUUUGAUGUUCCAGUGAUGGUGAGGAGUUCAGAUGAAGGUGACUCACUCCCUCUUCCAGAGAAGAAGAUGGUUCAGGUUCCCAAUCCGUUCAGUCUGGAGAUCAACACCACGCAGGGAUCAGUGUCGGAUGGUGUGUGCCUGCAGGUGUGUUGUUUAGAGGAGUGUGUGUUGAGUUGUUAUUGGGGCUGCAGUGUCCAGGCGUUACAGUUCACUCUACAGGAACAUCGACACACACGCAGACUGAACACAGCACGGCUGAUCCAGGAGAGUUUACAGGGACAGUAUGUGUACUGUCACACACUCACCCUGGGUAAAGGUCAAAGGUCAGAGUGCGUCACUCAGAUGCCCCCUGAUCUCGGAGUGACAGAUUUCGGUUUCUUGCCGAGAGAUCGCUAUCCGCUAGUCGCUGUUCUUACGCUAGCUAACACUGAGGAUAGAGAAACCUACGACAUUGUGGCGAGUCUUACGGUUCUUCAUGUUCCUGAUGAUAAGUACCGCCUCUCUGUCAGGGUCCUGUUCCACCUCCUGCUCACUGCUGAUGGAAACAUGUUCGACCUGAAGCCGCUCUUCAUGUCCACAGAUGGAACAAGCCCCGCCCCUGCAGAGGAACCGCCCGAGCCAGAGGAAAACAACCGCGAGGAUGAAGAGGCGGGGUCAGAAGAGGAAGAAGAAGGGGCGUGGCCAGGAGCUGUAGGGCGGGACUGUGUGGUGUGUCAGAAUGCGGCGGUGAACCGCGUGUUGUUGCCGUGUCGUCACGCGUGUGUGUGUGACGAGUGUGUGUGCAGGUUUCAGCACUGUCCCAUGUGCCGAGCCUUCGUCUGUGAGUCCUUCACCCUGUCUCCGCCCACAGACACGCCCCCCUGUCCUGAGGGGCGGGGCUUAUAACCUCAAAAUCACAGAACUGCUUUUACAAAAGAUUUAUUUUAAUGAUUUUGUUCAUUUUUAACUGUUUUAAAUAACAUCAGGAACUCUUUGGAGGAACUAAAGGUGCAGUUCAGGAACUUUUGGAUUUAUCGUUUGAAGCUGACAAAACAAAACUCAAAACACACACACAUUCCCAGGGCUCUCACACACUUCACUUGAUGAUCAUUACUGUUUCUGAUCUCUUUAUCUCUAAUAAGUUAAAAAAUAAACUGGAGCAGGACAGCGUAGCUGCGAUUAAAUCAGGUUUUAUUACACAACCUUCACAUGUGAACCUCAUGAGGUUAAAAUAUUAAAACUUUAUAUAAAGGACAAGAUAUAACUCUAACCUAAUGUUUAUUUAUUAACUCAUUUUUUAAGAUUUGAUGGAUUUCAUCCAAAACUUUAAAAAUUGAACUGAGAUUAAACAUUUGUUCCUGGAAACAAGUUUCCGUUUUUAAGCGCUCAGUAAGAACUCUAACACUGCUGAGGAACACCAGAGGAACUGGCCAGGCUUCACCUUAUUAAAGUUAAUUAACUCAAUAACUCAUUAAAUAAACAUCUCACAGACUUUGCCAAUUCUGUGGUUCAAGUGAUUAAUAAAGUGGGACUUGAUUUUAGGUCCCCACUUGAUGGGUGUGUAUUCCGGUCGAUGUCCCCACAUUAACAGGUUUGCGAGUACACACACAUACACACAGUUUCCAGACUAAAGUUAAAUGAAAAUGUUUUACAUUUGGCAGAUGUUCUUAUCCAGAGUGACUUACAUUUUUAUCUCAUUAUACAUCUGAGCAGUUGAGAGUUAAGGGCCGCGCUCAAGGGCCCAACAGUGGCAACCUGGUGAUUGUGGGGUUUAAACCUGGGAUCUUCUGAACCGUAGUCCAAUGCCUUAACCACUGAGCUACACCUGGCCCUUAUUUACUUUGCAUUAAAAAAACAUUCAAAAGAAAUGAAAAAACAGUUAAGUGUCUUAGCUGGAAGAACCCAAGGUUCUCCAAAAAACCCAGGUUUUCCAUAAAGUUCCAGUCUUUCUAACUUCCUGAAAAUAAACAAACUGGGUUCUUGGAAGUAAAACGUUUCCUGAUAAUCAUAAAGGUUCCUGUAGUGGAGCGAGACUUCGUCCUGCCGCUCCAUGUCCAAAAUAUAUUCAGUUCUGUGGGCGUGUCCCUAACCACACACACCCUUCUCACUAUGGUCUGUGGUGCAUUAUGGGUAAAACAUACAGGGUCCGACCUGCUGCAGUGCAUGAUGGGAUGUGCUGUAUAUGUGAAUAAGACUUGUGCACUGUGUAAUGUUCUGUAUGUAAUCCUCAGCUUUUAUUAAUAUAUUUAUUACUGAUAUUAAAGAUGUAAAUAUUCUGAAGGUCUGAGACGAGUUUAACAUCAUCAGUGUUUAAAUAAACACAAACCAGACGAGUGUUACUUUAAACUAAAUGAAAUAAAAGUGAAAUUUGUGUUAAA